ACGAGACAUACGAGCCGUCCUCGCCUGUUCUUCUCCUCCGCGAUUCCGAUGCCCUCGUCCUACCUCUCCCCGCCGCUCCCCCCGCGGCCCCGGCCCCUCCGCCGCCUCCACCUCGCCGUCGUCGGCGCUGGCCCGGCCGGCCUCGCCGCCGCGCGCGAGCUCCGGCGCGAGGGCCAUGGCGUCGUCGUCUUCGAGCGCGGCACGUCCGUCGGCGGCACCUGGGUCUACUCCCCCGCCGCCGAGCCCGACCCCCUCGGCCUCGACCCCUCCCGCCCCCUCGUCUACACCAGCCUCUACGCCUCCCUCCGCACCAACCUCCCCCGCGAGUCCAUGGGCUUCCUCGACUACCCCUUCUCCUCCGCCGCCGCCGCCGCCGCCGACCCCCGCCGCUUCCCCGGCCACCAGGAGGUGCUCCGCUACCUCGAGCGCUUCGCCCGCCAAUUCGAUUUGUGCGAAUUGGUCAGGUUUGGGACCGAGGUGGUGCGGGUGGAGAGGGACGAGGGAGGGGGUUGGGAGGUGAGGUCGAGGAGGGUCGGCAAUGGCGAUGGGGGCGACGAGAGGGAGUUUUACGAUGGGGUUGUGGUGUGUAACGGGCAUUACACCGAGCCUCGGAUUGCGGAGAUUCCAGGAAUUGAUGCUUGGCCCGGGAGGCAACUGCAUAGCCACAAUUACCGUGUCCCUGAGCCAUUUGUUGACCAAGUCGUGGUUAUAAUUGGGAGCUCAGCUAGUGCAGUUGAUAUUUCGAGGGACAUCGCUAGAUUUGCCAAAGAAGUUCACAUUGCAAGUCGAUCGGCAGCCACUGGAACUCCCAUGAAGCAGCCUGGCUAUGACACUAUGUGGCUUCACUCUAUGAUUAAGAGCACCCACAAAGAUGGCACUGUCGUAUUUGAAGAUGGCAGUUCAGUCAAGGUUGAUGUCAUUAUGCAUUCUAUCAGAUAUAAAUAUCAUUUCCCUUUCCUCGAGAUGAACGGUAUAGUGACUGUUGAUGACAACCGUGUUGGACCACUCUACAAGCAUGUUUUCCCACCAGAGCUCGCCCCAUUCCUCUCCUUCAUUGGAAUACCAUGGAAGGUGAUUCCUUUCCCUAUGCUUGAACUUCAGAGCAAGUGGGUAGCAGGUAUUCUAUCAGGACGAAUAGAACUACCGACAAAAGAGGAAAUGUUGGCAGAUGUGAACGCCUUUUACUUAGAGAUGGAAGUUGCUGGAUGGCCUAAAAGAUACACGCAUAACUUUGCAAACAUUCAGUUUGAGUAUGAUGAUUGGCUUGCAAAUCAAUGUGGAUGUCCACCGGUCGAAGAGUGGAGGAAGCAGAUGUACGCGGCAACAGGGAAAAACCGAGUUAGCCGCCCAGAGAACUACCGGGAUGUGUGGGAUGAUGAUGAUUUAGUCGCCCAAGCAAAUGAAGAUUUUCAAAAAAUUUUAUGACAAUCUUCCUUUUUCUGUUCCUCUUGAACUAUUUAUCUAUCUUUUAUCAGAUCUUAGCAUAAUUGGAUCGGACGGGUAUAAAUUUCGGAAAUAAGCUAUUGUAUCAAUACAUUUGUUUUAUCGGAGACAAUUGAAUAACACCGAUCUCGCUCCACUCGGUGGAGAAUUUGACCUGUGAAAUAAAACAGCUUUUUGUGUUUCUAUUAUUGUAAUAA
Ananas comosus (pineapple) is the source of this 1640-nucleotide messenger RNA. Its product is annotated as flavin-containing monooxygenase FMO GS-OX-like 4. Bases 49 to 1425 code for a protein of 458 amino acids. The transcript has 7 exons. Gene Ontology annotation, molecular function: flavin adenine dinucleotide binding; NADP binding; N,N-dimethylaniline monooxygenase activity. Lineage: Eukaryota; Viridiplantae; Streptophyta; Magnoliopsida; Poales; Bromeliaceae. The record is from RefSeq and is a predicted model, not a curated record.